GUGUGUGGACAGCGGUGGCGACGGACUCUCCAAGGCUGGGAGCCAUAGCCAGAGAUACUGGCUGGCAAGCACCAUGGCCAGAGUCCUGUGGCUCUCCUUGACUGCUCUCCUGCUGCUGCUGCUGCCUGUGGCCAGUGCUAUGCACUCUGACUGCAUUUUCAAGAAGGAGCAAGCCAUGUGCCUGGAGAAGAUCCAGAGAGCCAACGACCUGAUGGGCUUAAACGAGUCUUCCCCAGGUUGCCCUGGCAUGUGGGACAAUAUCACGUGUUGGAAACCUGCUCAGAUAGGUGAGACAGUCCUUGUGAGCUGCCCCGAGGUCUUCCGGAUCUUCAACCCAGACCAGGCCUGGAUGACAGAAACCAUUGGGGAUUUUGGUUUUGCUGAUAGUAAUUCCUUGGAAAUCACAGACAUGGGGGUCGUGGGCCGGAACUGCACAGAGGACGGCUGGUCGGAGCCCUUCCCCCAUUACUUCGAUGCUUGUGGGUUUGAUGACUAUGAGCCUGAGUCUGGGGACCAGGAUUACUACUAUCUGUCGGUGAAGGCCCUCUACACAGUCGGCUACAGCACUUCCCUUGUCACCCUCACCACUGCCAUGGUCAUCUUGUGCCGCUUCCGGAAGCUGCACUGCACUCGCAAUUUCAUCCACAUGAACCUGUUCGUGUCUUUCAUGCUGAGGGCUAUCUCUGUCUUCAUCAAAGACUGGAUCUUAUAUGCUGAACAGGACAGCAGCCAUUGUUUUGUGUCUACUGUGGAAUGCAAAGCUGUUAUGGUUUUCUUUCACUACUGCGUGGUUUCCAACUACUUCUGGCUGUUCAUUGAAGGCCUGUACCUCUUUACACUGCUGGUGGAAACCUUCUUUCCUGAGAGGAGAUAUUUCUACUGGUACACCAUCAUUGGCUGGGGGACCCCUACUGUGUGUGUGACUGUGUGGGCUGUGUUGAGGCUCUACUUCGACGAUGCAGGAUGCUGGGACAUGAAUGACAGCACGGCUCUGUGGUGGGUGAUCAAAGGUCCUGUGGUUGGCUCUAUAAUGGUUAACUUUGUGCUUUUCGUCGGCAUCAUCAUCAUCCUCGUACAAAAGCUGCAGUCUCCAGACAUGGGAGGCAACGAAUCCAGCAUCUACUUCAGCUGCGUGCAGAAAUGCUACUGCAAGCCACAGCGGGCUCAGCAGCACUCUUGCAAGAUGUCAGAACUAUCCACCAUUACUCUACGGCUGGCCCGCUCUACCCUGUUGCUCAUCCCACUGUUUGGAAUCCACUACACAGUAUUCGCCUUCUCUCCAGAGAACGUCAGCAAGAGGGAAAGACUCGUGUUCGAGCUUGGGCUGGGCUCCUUCCAGGGCUUUGUGGUGGCUGUACUCUACUGCUUCCUUAAUGGGGAGGUGCAGGCCGAGGUUAAGAGGAAAUGGCGGAGCUGGAAGGUGAACCGUUACUUCACUAUGGACUUCAAGCAUCGGCAUCCAUCCCUGGCCAGCAGUGGUGUGAAUGGAGGCACCCAGCUGUCCAUCCUGAGCAAGAGCAGCUCCCAGCUCCGAAUGUCCAGCCUCCCGGCCGACAACUUGGCCACUUGAGUCCUGUCUCCCUUCUUCACCUGCACAGGCUGGGGCUGCGGGCCAGUACCUGCGCAUGUUUGUGCCUCUUCCCUCUUUUUCGGCAGGUCCUGGGUAGGAAGCUGGGCUCCUCCCAAAGGGAGAAGAGAGAGAGAUAGGGUAUAUAGGCUGAUAUUGCUCCUCCUGUGUGGGUCCUGCCUACUAUGGUCCAUUGAGCCCAAUUUGACAUGUAAAUACACCUCCAAUUUGGAAAGUUGCCCCAUCUCUCCCCACAACCCAUGACCCUGCUCACCUCGGCCAGGUUCCAUCUUGACUUACUACGUCAAGGCCAGCCUCAGCGAUGACCUGAUCCCAGGUACAAGGCCUUGUGAGCUGAGGCUGAAAUACCUGCUUUGGAGAGGCUGGGGUAGUGCCCACCCCAGCAGCCUUUCACUGUAUUGACUUUGGAUGUGGGCCCUUCUCAGCCUGUACCAGGUCCUGCAGUUGGCCAGGGAUGUAGUUCAGUUGUCCUGAGCAUCCUUUGGAGUAGGUCAACCCGAGGCUCCUUUUGCUUACCGGACAUCUAGGUUGUCCAGGUGCUCAGCUCCUGUGUGCCUGGAGGAUGGGAAGGGCUCCAGUUAUCUUUUAAUCAAAGACGUAAGUUGGGGUGGGGGCGAGGGUCAGGGAAAGUUCUGGUGCUUUUCAUUUGAUCUAAGAGAGCUGAUUGCCAGAAAUGCAGAUUCAGUUGGGAAGGAGAUGGGAUAGCUGAAGAUCUUACCUUGGCCACGACUGUGACCCCUGACUCAAGACUGAAUAUGUGGUGGCUUUAUUUCUACCCUUCUUGCCCACAAUGGAUCGUCUGAAGAAGCUGUUCUCCAGCCACGCCAACCACAGAGAGCCCCUAGCUCUCCCCUUUCUCCAUUUUCCCAGAAGUCAAAGCCAUGUCUAGAAUGAACCAGCCACCUUGCAGAGAAACCAAUGGGUUCUGAAGCAACCUUCAAUUUCCAUGAGCCAAAUCCUGGGCCCCGGGCUCCCCACAGUGCCACCUCUACUGAUGACAAGGAACCCUACAUGCCACCCCCAGACUGGACUCAAUUGCUAAACUCAGAUGUCUGCAAGACUUCCUCCAUGUGCCCCUGACAUUCGAAUCACUCAUGGGCCUCUUAGGGUGUUUGGAGGGGAUGCUGUGUCUACGAUGCAUGAGCAGAAGCUACUGAUGGGAGGAGGUGCGGCUCCUCCCACCUUGGCUUUCCAGUUGCAAGUUGCACAGGCAUAACCUAAGACUUUAACAGAAGGCCACACCCAGAUUUGGGAAGGCAGAGGAAAACACAGUAGUGCCAUGGGGCCACGAGGCCCAGCUCAUUCCUUGUUGAUGCUUGUUCUUGUCCUUGCCUCUGUGGACUUGUUCACAGUUGUGCUCUGGAGUGCAUGGGGAGUGUGGGGUGCUGUCUUGCUUGCUGUUUUAGUAAGUAGAAGGAAUUCUAGGAGAUUUAUGACAGGGCUGCUGGAGGAGCCAUUAGAAAGACUGGAGACAGUUCUAGGUGAUAUGAUUAGAGAUGAGUUCUGUGCUCUUGGCCAGUGAAGCAAGCCCUCGGGUCUUUGGCAAAGCCAGAUGGAGAAAGCGCCUCCUUGCUAUUUUCCAGAAACAUUCAGUGGUUUGGACUAGCCACUGAGUAUACAUUGACCCUUUCCCCCUGCAUCUUAUCAUUCCCCGCUAUCUCCUCCCCGUUACAAGAAUCAGGUUAUCAGCCAGACAAGAAAUCUGUUGAUCACCUUGCAUUUGGGGCAAUUCUGGGGAUCCUGAGCUAUUUAGCAAAAGUAUUGCUUCAGGAUUCCAGCCGGGCUUGUGACUGUGAACACAACGUGCCAUAUGCCGGGCCACAGCGUCCUUGUUUAGGAAACGAGGUUGUUUCUAGUGCUUCUCUGGGUUCGGCACUAGUUACAAACUAAGGCAGGGAAACAGAUGUAUCCUUGUGUAUAUCAUCUAAGGUGUGUGUGUGUGUGUGUGUGUGUGUGUGUGUGUGUGCAUGUGUGCGUGUGUGUGUGUAUGUGUGUGUAUAU
This is a messenger RNA of Acomys russatus (golden spiny mouse), 3589 nucleotides long. RefSeq names its product ADCYAP receptor type I (gene Adcyap1r1). The transcript is spliced from 16 exons. Gene Ontology annotation, molecular function: peptide hormone binding; G protein-coupled peptide receptor activity; vasoactive intestinal polypeptide receptor activity. Bases 74 to 1570 code for a protein of 498 amino acids. Gene Ontology annotation, biological process: cell surface receptor signaling pathway; adenylate cyclase-modulating G protein-coupled receptor signaling pathway. Gene Ontology annotation, cellular component: plasma membrane; neuron projection. The record is from RefSeq and is a predicted model, not a curated record. Lineage: Eukaryota; Metazoa; Chordata; Mammalia; Rodentia; Muridae.